AUGGGGUUCUGUGGAAGCACGGACUUUCUCGUGGUUUCGUCCCUGCUAAGCAUGGAGAAUCCAAGGGGCAAGGAGUGGAACUGCACAGAAAAAUCAAAGGAAGGUGAAUGCCAAAUGUUUAGUCAGCCAAGCACAUCUUUGGCAAAGGCCCCAGCAAAGGAGACAAAACGAAAAAAGUCAGUGAAUGAUAACAAAGAUACUAAUUCAAAAAAGAAAGCACAAGACACUGACACUCCAAAACCUCCUCGUAAGAAAGUAAUAGUUCCUCCCUUGCCUGUCAUCCUGCCUCCAGUCAACGAGAUUCACCGGGAUGUUGUGCGGGGUUGGUGCCAGAAGUUAAAGCUGAGCACCAGAGGCCAGAAAUUAGAUGCAUACAAACGACUUUGGAAAUAUGCUUACCCAGACCAAAAGCCCUAUAUGGAUAAUAUUCCUGACACAUCACAAGAGGCCAGGGUGAAGACAACCCAAAAAAAACUGAAGACAGAAAAGGUGGAAAUGCUGUGUUCCGACGGGACUUCUCCCUCUGAAGUGAUCCUUACACCUGCGCAUUUGCCUGCCCUUAAUGAGACCCCUGUUCUCUAUGAAGAAGUCAGUACCACUGUAGUGACCACCUCUGCCCCUGAGGCAGUGUUGGCCUCUUGGGCCAGAAUUGCAGCCAGUGCUGGGAGGAUGGAAGCAGAGGAGCCGCAGCCACCACCACCACCAGAGGCCCAAGGGUACAUGUGGUGUGUGGUCCAUGGGAAAAGUCUCCCUGCAGACUCCAGUGGUUGGGUUCGGCUGCAGUUCCAUGCUGGACAAGCCUGGGUACCUGAAAAGAAAGGGAGAGUGAGUGCCCUCUUCCUGCUUCCUGCCUGCACAUUUCCACCCCCAAACCUGGAGGACAACAUGCUAUGCCCCAGAUGUGUUCAAAGGAACAAGGUCUUAAUUAAGAGCCUCCAGUGA
Molecule: messenger RNA, 942 nt
Organism: Nannospalax galili (Upper Galilee mountains blind mole rat)
Lineage: Eukaryota; Metazoa; Chordata; Mammalia; Rodentia; Spalacidae
Gene: Dppa4
Product: developmental pluripotency associated 4
Exons: 7
Coding region: 1-942 (313 amino acids)
Biological process (GO): system development
Cellular component (GO): nucleus
Molecular function (GO): chromatin binding
Source: RefSeq, a predicted model, not a curated record